This is a messenger RNA of Gadus macrocephalus (Pacific cod), 882 nucleotides long. It is a transcript of the gene g0s2, whose product is annotated as G0/G1 switch 2. Lineage: Eukaryota; Metazoa; Chordata; Actinopteri; Gadiformes; Gadidae. The record is from RefSeq and is a predicted model, not a curated record. The transcript is spliced from 2 exons. Bases 166 to 552 code for a protein of 128 amino acids.
UAAAGACGCUGGGAGUCGGCGGGGGCGGAGCUAAGCGACUUUAUAAAGAAGCCGGGACGCGGCGGAGAACCAGGUCUCACAUGGUCUCACCACCAGAGGAACACUUUCCUGUUCAGAGUCCGCCGUCCAACCGACCUGGAAGAGAUAAAACGUGAAACCACAAGAAUGGAAACGGUGCAGGAACUCGUCCCCUUCGUCAGAGAGAUGCUGAGCCAGAAGCCCAACCGCGGGAUGCUGAAGGUGUAUCUGCUCGGCACAGUGGUGGCGGUGGUCGGCACGGUGGUGGGCACGGUGGUCGGCCUGGUGGACACUGUGUGCCAUCCCUUCUCCGGGGAGGGCCCUGACGACGCCGAGAUGGCCAUGCUCAUGUUGGGAGAGUCGAGGAGGAGGACAAUAGUAGCGGGCCUGCCUGUGAAGAGACGAGGAAGAGAGCAGCAGGAGGAGGUCCAGAGAGGGACCUGUUUGGAGACAGACAAGACCGCUGCAGCCCUGUCGAAGACCCACGGACCACAAGCUCUCAGAACCGCAGCGAACCGACUUCAUGCGUCCUGAUGGAGCGUUUUAAAUGGACUUUUAACAAGAAAAUAUGUAUUUAUUAUUGUGUGUGUGUGUGUGUGUGUGUGUGUGUGUGUGUGUGUGUGUGUGUGUGUGUGUGUGUGUGUGUGUGUGUGUGUGUGUGUGUGUGUGUGUGUGUGUGUGUGCGCCCCCCUGCUGGGUCAGGGUCUUUGACUCCCAGAGGUCUGACUGACUGCUGGUCAGUUUGACGCAGCUCCUCGGGUCAAAAUGAUUUUAUAUAUAAAGUGUUUGUCUAAGGAGUCAUACUCAAGUCUAGAUAUUGCAACUUUUCCAUCGGAAUAAACAUUUGUUUUGAUAAAAUCUGAA